AAACGCGAUCCCGAGUGAACCCGGAUCGCGAAUUGGAUCGGACGAACCAAAACGAAAAUCGUGCCAUGACCAGCGAAUUAUGAGUUGGACAACGGGCACUGACUAGCGACCACUCAGAUUUGAACUUUUUAUAUGGAUACAUCAAACCCAGCUGUCCUUGUGAAUGGUGACCUUCUUCGCAGUUAUGUGGGUCGCCGUGUGCGUACAGUGGUUCAGGUAGUGAGGCCUGAUGCGGGUGGGUUGACCGGGAGAUCAACAGAUGAAAAGCAAAUUGUUGUCAAGGGUCAAAUGCCAGCUCCUCUUACUACUUUUGUUGAAGUAAUUGGUGUUGCUGACAGUGCACAAUCCAUUCAUGCUGAGAUGGUCACCAACUUCGGUGAUACAUUCGAUACAAGUAACUUCAACCAGCUUUGUCAACUUGCUAAUGGAGACUUCAGGCAUUUGUUUAUUUGAGGAGUCAAGAGAGAUGAAGGAUGCUUCCAAUGGAUGAAUUUUAACUUGUUGGAUAUUUGUUUUUUCUGUUUUUAUGGGCUUUUUAACUAUUGUGACAUUUGGUAUCAGUGAUCUGGUGGUAGUAGUAAUGCUAAGUUUACAUAUUGUGCACCCUUAUGUGUUAAUAUAAAAGUCUUGUUUGAUGAUGCU
Helianthus annuus (common sunflower) is the source of this 642-nucleotide messenger RNA. RefSeq names its product replication protein A 14 kDa subunit B-like. The transcript is spliced from 3 exons. Gene Ontology annotation, biological process: DNA recombination; DNA repair; DNA replication. The record is from RefSeq and is a predicted model, not a curated record. Gene Ontology annotation, molecular function: DNA binding. Gene Ontology annotation, cellular component: nucleus. NCBI's taxonomy places the organism in Eukaryota, Viridiplantae, Streptophyta, Magnoliopsida, Asterales, Asteraceae. Bases 133 to 453 code for a protein of 106 amino acids.